AAGAAGACACGGUUUCUCAAGAUCAGUGGUGGAAAUGCAAAAACAAAAAAAAGACAAUUAAAAAAGUGUUAAAGAUUUUUUCUCUUAGGUUUUUUUUUUUUUUUGGAAACACGAUGCAGCUGAUAGUGAGCAGGAUGUUUUUGCUGCAGUUUCUUGGUCUGCUUACCUUCCUGUCUGUGACCUCUGGCCUGACGGUGAUGCUCGGUCACACGGCCACCAUUCCCUGUAACCGUAGGUGCUCUGAUUUUGAAUGGUUCAGAAAGGACUCCCUGGUGUGUAGUUUUACAGAAGGAAAGCUCAAUGUCGCGCCCGAGUUUGAGGGCAGGAUUGAGUUCUCGCAAGCUAACCUGAGCCAGGGAACCAUCUCCCUCACUAUCUCCAGUGUUGUGUACAAUGACAGAAGCUGGUACCUGUGCUCCUGUGAUGGUGACAAGAGCUGCGACCACUACCUGGAAGUACUUGUUCCAACUUCAGUAACUGUCAUGGUUGGAGACAAGGCUAAGCUACCUUGCUAUGCUGAAACGGAUAAACUCACAGCUGAAUCUAAGGCCUAUGUCGAAUGGAAACAAGAUGACAGGCUUGUGGCAAAGCUAGAACACGGAGAGACGGAAUCUGGUGCAGGAUUUAAGGAUCGAGUUUCUGUCUCCAAACAGGAUUACAAUAAAGGAGACCUCUCCCUCACCAUCGAUGAUGUCAGAUCCCCCGACACUGGCUUAUACAGAUGUUUUGUCCAGAAUGGAAAAUCUAAAUACCCUGAGGUCGUCGAACUCACUGUAACAGAUUCCCCACUACACUGGACUCAUUAUAUCUCAGUGUUGCUCAUUGCUGCUGGACUUGCUGGAGCUGGUGUUCUUCUCUGGAUUUACAGACAAAAGCUAUUUAAGGGUCUGUGUUGUUCAAAUGCACAGCAUCACCCAGUUGCAGUGGCUGAUGGGAGAUAAAGCACUUUUACUUGUUUAUUCUUCUUUGUUUAUUUUUUUUAACUUUACCUCAUUUUCAUUUGCUGCUCUAUAUGCACUAUAUGCACCUUAUUCAAUUUUAAUUACCUCAGUAUUAUGUAGUUUAGUAAGUGUGCUUUAGUUAAAAGAAUAAGCUUGAAAUUUUUUUUUUUUUAAUGAAGUAGAUUCAUGGUAAAGGCUCUGGGUUACUGCUCAAAAGGUCUAAGUCUUCGAGCAAACGAACCACCAAUCUGCUCAAUCAAAGGCCCUUAAGCCCCUCUGCUCCACCCUUAACCAUCUGCAAACCACUAACAAGCUGUAAAGAAGGGGAAGUCACUCUGCUGCAAUAUGUUUAUCCGAAAGCUUCUCCUUCAAACAUACAGUAUGCAUAUGGUAAAGUUACGUCCUGAACUACCCAACACUAUAGUGGUGUAUUUUCCAUUGUAUGAGACAAUACAUCCUUCAGGAGGUGAAAGAUAAAUCCUACUACUGUGCCAGCAUUAUCGGAUCCUUGGACCUUUGAACAAGAAUGUGAAACUCUACAGACUGAGGAUUCUUACAUCUAAGUCGUUCGGGUGCUACUGUAGAACUUUAUUGUAGUUUGGAUGCUUAACUUUUUCCCCUGACCUGAAAGACAAUGCAAAACUCAAAAAUAGUGCUAAUGAUUGUUUUGUCAUACCAGCAUUAAAUUAAGCUACCAGUGAUUGUGACAGUGAUGCCACACACACGGGCAUGUAACAACCAGUUAUAAAAGACAAGUAGGACCACAGUUCUUUAUUAGUGUGUUGACGGUCAACCGGAAAUAUUUUACAAAAAGUGUUGUCAUUUGUUCCAAUUAAAAAUAUUAAUGUCUAAAAGGUGCAUAAGCUGAUCCAUCCGACCAUUAGCCCAAAGCCUUUACCACUGAUCCACUACUUUUUUUUUUAACCUGUUUUAUUUUUUCACUGGAAACAUUUAAUCACUGAAACAGCAGAGUACAAAGUCGUGAGAGCUGUUGUUAGUAAACUUUAAUCACCUUUUAUAAUUGUGUGGUUAAUGUAAAUUAUUCUGACCUCAACCUUAAUAUGAAAAUGCUCUGCAUUCUCUUAUUAAUUUUCCAUAGUUCUCAUGUAGACAUUGAUUUACUUGAAAAAAAAUAUUUUACAAAACUGAAUUUAACAAGGCGGCAUAGUGAUGUAGUUAGGUUAGCACUAUCACCUUGCACCUUCAGGGUACGUGUUUGAUUACCAUCUCUGUAUUCAUGCAAUUUAAAUGUUUUUUUCCUGUGCUUGGUGGGUUUCCUCCGGGUACAUCGGUUUCCCCUUACGGUUCCCAAAUUGCCCGUAGUGUGUAAAUGAGUGUGUGAGUGUGUGUCUGUGUGCCCUGCGAUGGAUUGGCACCUCAUCCAGGGUGUACCCCGCAUUGUGCCCUAAGGCCUUGUUCACGCAGGCGUUGAAAUCAAGCAUUUUCUGGCGUUCGUAUCGUCCGUUGAGCGCGGAUCAAGUGCCGAGGGUUUUCUACACAUAGGAGUCAAUGAGAGUGUUUACACGGGCUUUGGGGACGUGCAUUUUUCAAAAAAAAAAAAAAAAAAUGUGCACGCAGCUUUUUCUUGGUUUUAAAUCCCAACAAACGCAAGGAAAACGCUUGUAGUGGGUUUUCGUCGCGUUCAUUUUACACUUCGGAGAACCGGAUAUAUCCCAUGAUCCUACAUGCUAUACAUAGGAAAAUGCAGGAAAAAAGCUAAAUAAAGAGGGUGAACCCGGUAGUGGCGGCGAUUGUUUUCUCUCCCUAUGUCGCCGUAUUACGAGAAUUUUUAAACAAGAAGAUUAAUGUCUAAUAUAGCAAAAUGGUCCAUAUUUAAAGGAGUCACCUCAAAUAAAAUGACAAGGGCUUUCAUAUCCAGUUCCUGACACACUGCCCCCACAGGAUAACACACAAACUAGAAUAUGGGCUGCAGGCUGACGUUAGACAGAAACAAACGAGCGCCGGUGUAGAAGUCAAUCGAGCGACACUACAAAAUGCAACACAAACGUCUAGGACGUUUAGAGCACGUUCGCUUAUCCAAAAAUUUAUCGCCCAUGUGAACGAGGCCUAAGUCUCCUGGGGUAGGCUCCAGGCCCUGUGUGACCCUGAAUACAUUAUAAAGUGAUGUGUAAGUGAGUGAAUUUGACAAUAAUGUGAAUGUAUCUGUUUAGACUUGAAUGUUUAGGGACGGCCCCUUUUUUACGCACUUUUAUCUAAAAGCACACAAAUGUACCUCAUUAACCUAUUUUAGUAUUUAAAGAUUUCUGACACUAUUUCUGUGCUUUCGCUAAAUUCUGUAUUUUUUUUUAGACAUUAUACAAGAAUGAGGACCAUUCUUUUUGUUUUCUGUUUUUCUCUAAAUUUCGUACUUCUUUGUAAACUUCUUCUGUCCUUUAUUUUUUUUAUUAUUCCAUUAU
This is a messenger RNA of Clarias gariepinus (North African catfish), 3358 nucleotides long. RefSeq names its product matrix remodeling-associated protein 8. The transcript is spliced from 4 exons. Bases 114 to 941 code for a protein of 275 amino acids. The record is from RefSeq and is a predicted model, not a curated record. Gene Ontology annotation, molecular function: zinc ion binding. NCBI's taxonomy places the organism in Eukaryota, Metazoa, Chordata, Actinopteri, Siluriformes, Clariidae.